AUGGUGGUGAAGAACUUCAUGACCACCAAGGAGAAAGACUAUGUUGCCGAGAGUCUCAGAAGAAACAUGAGGUACUUCCGAUCGGACAUUGACUAUGCAGGUCUUUUCAGACAGGGACAAGAGAAGAUCGAGGUGAAGUAUGAUGACGAAGAGCCAAAGAGAAGCAUUAACCUGGUCUUUGGAAAGGAAAACAAAAAGUCUUCAAGAAGGCCAAGGCCGUACUGCGGGAUGGAUGCGCAGAGCACUAUGGCACAGGUCAGGAGCAUGCUUCUCCUGGAAGAACUUAUUGAUCUGUAUACAGUCAGAAGAUAUUGUAAACUUUCCGAAGAUGAUUUGAAGGAGAACAUCAGGAUACUUAGAUCAAGCCUUCUUUCCAAAUUCGAUAUAUUUAUUUCCAUCACAAAAUUCCUUAGGUUCCUGGGAGAGUAUUUUUCUUACAUAGAAGAGGAUGAAAGGAAAGAGAUCAUCUACUUACUUCAGAAAACAUUCCACCUAGUCAAGGAUGUGCCUGAGUUUUAUAAUUCGAUGGGACUCCUGUUGAACUCGAUUCCCUUAGUUUCUGAGUCUGAUCUGGAAGACGGGUUUGUGUCUACAUUUCUCUUCUUCCCUAGUGGACUAAUCCUAGCAACUUCAUUACUUAUACGGAAUGAGGCCUUGUGUGAUGUAUUCUACGAGGCUAUCAUUAAUGAGCCUUCCUGGCCCUUCACAAAGAAUAAACAUGGGUGGCAGUUUCUUUCUGUCAUGAUUUCUAUGGUGAGUGAAGAAAAGCAGAGAUCCAUUGUGAAGAAAGCAAGGUCUUAUCUGCUGGAGAUUGUCAAAGGACCUAAUAAUGACGAGAUGGAUGGUGCCAUAUUGUUUUUGGAGACAAUAGGUGUUGAAGUAGACGAGUUCAGAUGUUGGAGCGAAUAG
Encephalitozoon romaleae SJ-2008 is the source of this 909-nucleotide messenger RNA. RefSeq lists its product as hypothetical. The transcript has a single exon. NCBI's taxonomy places the organism in Eukaryota, Fungi, Microsporidia, Unikaryonidae. The coding region runs from base 1 to 909 and encodes 302 amino acids. The record is from RefSeq and is a predicted model, not a curated record.